AUGAGCGAACGCAGGCAGCUACCCGAUCGUGUGCUCCUUUCAAUGAUCCCACGUACGCGACUCUACACAUCGCACCCUGCAUUGCAGCGACGUGCAUUGCUUGUACGCUCUCAUUCGGGGCAACGGACGUCAUUCGCAACUUCAGCACGGCGAUUGGUGGAAGAAGCAGCUACAGCAGCAGGUGGCAAUGUCGAAGAGCAAACGGCUAUGCUUUACUUGGAUAAUGUCUUUCCUUUGAGAGUGGGCAUCUUGGAUAUCCGUCAGUGGUUUUUCCGUAAUACGAUGGCUUGCAUGGAUCGUGUUCUUCCAUCACCCGAGCUGAUACCCCAUGGCUUUAAGAUCAAGCGUAUAGAGCCACGUAUCAAGGAUGGUGGCGCGGUUGUCGAGUUUGCAUUCAACAGCAAGGCGGAAGACAAGAAGCGGAUUGCAUAUGACAUUGUUGAAAAGGUUUCCGAGAAUCUCAAGAAUCACCGUGCAUCCUUCAACAUGCAGCCGAUUCGCACUUUUUUGGUCAAAGGGGAGCCAUUUUAUGAGGACAUGGUAGCACGAUAUCCAUCACCCCGAUUGCGUAUCGAAUUCCAAGGCGAGCCUGUCACUGUGGAAAGGCUUUACAAGCACCUACGCAAAUAUGGCCGCAUUUAUGAUAUCGCCGUCUAUCCCAAUCCUUACACCAGCAAGGAUCCACCUCGAUACGCCAUUGCUCAAUUCACUCGUAUUCGUUCUGCUACAAGUGCACGUAAUUGUUUGCAUGGUCAUUUUAUUCAAGGCCAACGUAUCAACAUUUUGUAUGAGCGACAAUUGCGUACCAAUGUUGUCAAAGAAUGGAUCAUGGAGCAUCCACGUAUCACGGUGCCAAUUGGAGCAGCCCUGUUAGCCGGUUUGACCUACUCGGUGUUUGAUCCCAUGCGAGAAUUCUUUAUUGCAUCCAAAGUCACUCAGCGAUUCAAUCCUGAAGAAUACGCACUUUACAGGUGGUUACGGCGUGAGACAUGGGCAAGAUUGGUGCAACCCGAUCGUUCCUUGACCGAGUCAGCAGCAUCUUCUGUAUGGGCACAGGAUCAAGAAAAUAUGGACAAGUUGCGAACAUGGUUGAGAGAAGAUCCAGAAACCUUUAUUGUGAUAUCUGGUCCCAAGGGUAGUGGCAAAUCAUCAGUGGUCAAUGCUACGACUGCUAAUCGCCGCAACAAGAUCACCAUUGAUUGUGAAGAACUCGCCAAUACGCGCAAUCAAACUGAAAUGACAUUGGCUCUUGCUAAGCAACUCGGCUAUUUCCCAGUGUUCACAUGGAUCGCAUCAUUGAGCAAGCUAUUGGAUACACUUGUCACUGCCACGACGGGUCAAAAUGCUGGAUUGGCAUCAUCACCCCAUGCACAGAUCAAAAAGAUCCUCGAGACAACAGCCGUGGCACUCCGUGAAAUCAUGCCUGAGGAUGAAGAUGAUGAGGAUGGCUACAAAAAGAACAGCAUUUGGAAAGCAAUUCAGCGCUGGUGGGAGCAUGAGGACAAAAAGAAUGCACGAGAGAGUGGGGUCGAAUUCAAAAACAUCGAUCCACGUGAGGAGAUCCCUGUCGUUGUGAUUGACAACUUUUUGUGUCGCGAUACGCCCAAGCAAGAACAGCUGUGGAAUGAGCUUGCCGACUUUGCUGGUCUAUUGGUGGAGAAUGAAGUGGCCCAUGUCGUCUUUGUUACAUCCAAUGUGGGCGUCAACAAGAUUCUUACCAAGGCAUUGCCAGGCAAAAGCUUUGAGACAGUACAGCUAUCAGAUGUACCACCCGAAGUAUCAUUGAAUUUUAUCGCCAGACAACUUGGCCAAGAAAAAGUGGAUCCCGAUUUGCGAAAGAUUGUGGAAUCACUUGGAGGGCGCUUGACCGAAUUGGAGUUAUUUGUACAACGACUCAAAAUGAACAUGGAGCCCACUGCUGCAUUUGAGGAUAUUGUGCAACGAAAUGUAGUCGAAAUCCGCAAAUACGGCUUCAAUGAAGGCGCUGAAAAUGAGCUCGAGGAUGUCAAGGUGGAGUGGACAGGUAUCCAAUUCUGGCAAAUUGUCAAGGCCCUUUCAGAAUCCAAGAGCAUCAACUAUGAUGAGCUUAAAUGGAGUCCCUUCUUCAAAGGACAAGAUAAACCACUAUGGGCCAUGGAGCGGGCUGAGAUCAUUACGAUCUUUCAUAAAAAUGGACGUCCUAAUUCGGUCAGACCCGGGAAGCCCAUCAUGUAUACUGUGUUUGAUCGAUUGGUUGCCGAUACCGUAUUCAAUGCAUCGAUGGAAAUCGAGUCUCAACAAUUCCUAAAGAGCAGCACUGAAGAGUCAUUAGCCAAGCUGCAGGACACAGUUAUUCAAUUGUCAAGGGUCUACAAUGGAAAGCCACCCAAAGAAUUUGACACGCGCAUUCGAUAUUUGCUGAGCAAGAUUGGCAAGAUGCAAAAGGAUAUUGAAACAUACGAGAAAAGUAUAGCUGAUAAUAAGAAGUUACUGGUUACCUCGUGGGAGGAUGCAUCGUAUUGA
This is a messenger RNA of Lichtheimia ornata, 2502 nucleotides long. RefSeq lists its product as uncharacterized. Gene Ontology annotation, molecular function: RNA binding. The coding region runs from base 1 to 2502 and encodes 833 amino acids. Lineage: Eukaryota; Fungi; Mucoromycota; Mucoromycetes; Mucorales; Lichtheimiaceae. The transcript has 10 exons. Gene Ontology annotation, cellular component: mitochondrial inner membrane. The record is from RefSeq and is a predicted model, not a curated record.